Messenger RNA from Hibiscus syriacus, 570 nucleotides. RefSeq lists its product as uncharacterized. The transcript has 2 exons. Bases 76 to 504 code for a protein of 142 amino acids. Lineage: Eukaryota; Viridiplantae; Streptophyta; Magnoliopsida; Malvales; Malvaceae. The record is from RefSeq and is a predicted model, not a curated record.
GGCCAAUUUCCAGAUCUUAAUCUUCGAAACAAACAAAAGGAAAAGUUAUUAUCAUUGCUGCUGUUUUGUAGGGUGAUGGAUAUAAAUGCAAUUACGGCAUCGAUUUUAUUGUUUUUAAUGGUCUCCGAUUCUUCCAAUGCAGCUUCUUCGUCGUUCUCGAAGCGUCGAUACUUAACUGAUGAAUCUCCAUCAGAGAACGACACCAUUGCUGCUGCUGCGGCGCAGCCUAGCUCUCCGUUGCCGAUUCUUUUAAAGGGUCCGGGCGACCAGAAAUUGAAUCUAAAAAGGGAUAAUUCGACGAAAUUGGAUCCGAAUUCGUCCAAAAGAACGGAUUCCAUGACGCAACAUCCAGUUGACAAGAAAGAUCUGAAACCAUUGGGUAAACCGGAGAAGGUGAAUCCAUCUACUCAAAAGGAAAUAGCUAGUGGAAACAAUUCAACUUUAACUCCGAAGGAUGAUAAAACAAUAGAGGGAAAUGAGGAGAAGAAAAAAGAAUGUAGAUAGUGGAAAGAAUCCAAAUAGUACGAACACUGAGAAGGGAGGUUAUACAAAGGAGGAUAAGGAAAUGAA